CUCUGCACCGCCGUGCGACGUAAUACCGCGCUGCGUCGCACGUGUCAGUUGUGCAACAGCUCAGAGCAGCGGGACACUUCUCCAGCGUCAAGAUGAAUCUGGAGGAAUACUUCAAGAGGAUCAGUUUUCAAGGCUCCUAUGAAGCCCUGGAUCUGCCCACACUGAAGCUGAUCCACAAACGGCACGUCAUGUCGAUCCCUUUUGAAAACCUCAGCAUUCACUGCGGGGAGAGAAUCAGCACAGACGUCCGGGUAAUCUAUGAUAAGAUAGUGAGGGGCCGUCGUGGAGGUUGGUGCAUGGAGAACAACUUCCUGUUCGGCUGGGCGCUGAGAGAAAUGGGCUUCGACACGAUAACACUGAGUUCCAGGGUUUACAACAGUUUUCUCCAAGACUUUGGUCCACUGGAUUCUCAUCUCAUCAAUAAAGUCAUUAUUGAUGGGAAGGCUUAUUUGACAGAUGUGAGCUUUGGGGUGUCGUCUCAAGUGUGGGAGCCUCUGGAGCUCAUCUCUGGAAAGGACCAACCCCAGGCAGCCGGAAUCUUCCGUCUUAUGGACAGAGGAGACAUGUGGACGCUGGAGAAGACUGGAAGGAAACCAGAACUUCUCAAUCCAGAAUUUGCAAAUUCGGGCUUAAUCAACAGGAAGCCAACAAAGCUGAUUUACUGCUUCACGAUGGAGCCGCGCCAGGCCGAUUAUUUCCUAGAGGUAAAUGGCAAGCUCCAAACCGAUCCAACCUGCCUGUUCACCAAUAAAUCCAUCUGCUCUCUGCAGACAGCCACAGGGUUCAAGGCCCUGAUCGGCUGGACCUACAGCGAGGUGACCUUCAAGCCUGAGGAGGGCGUUGAUGUGUUUAGCAUGAGGGACAUCACAGAGGAGGAGAUAGAGGAGGUUCUGAGGGAACAGUUCAAUGUGGUCCUGCAGAACAAACUGAAGAUCGUGGCCAACAGGUCAUGGUACACCCUCUGAGAGCCAGCGGCUGUACCGCGUACUGUGAUAUAGUCACAAUUAUAUCAGAACAUAAUAUUUAAAACUUGACUACGUAAUUAUGCUUUUUAAAACAAUUUCAUUCUGUGACGCCUUUUGUAACUCUGCUUUUGAAAAGUGCCAAAUAAUUAAAAUGAUAAUACAGUAAUGUUAUAACCUUAUAUUUAUUAUAUGUGAUACAAUUGUUUCCAUCUCUGUCGAUAUUGUCACAACUUUAUGGAAAUGUAACUUCGGCGUAAUUCUAGAAAUAUAUAAAUACAUAUAUAAAAUAGAACAAAGAUUGUAUUUUUCAAGAAUUUCGCCAAAUUCCACGUAAACGUGAGUCUGAUGAAAAUGUUUUACCCUGCUUUUCUUGAAUCUGUCCUUUGUUUCUCUGCCGUUUGUUGGCACGGCAACCUCACCAACAAAGAGAAGAACGUUCUUGUGAAGAAAGGGGUGAAAUUCAACAGAGAUCUUAAAAACUCAGCUGAAAAAAAAGCUAAGUUCAUUUGAAUCAAUCAAACUCAUGCUCUUAAUCCAGAAUACAAACUGCAAGCAUACAAAUUCUCCUCCGCGCUGCUCUAGAUGCCACAGUGAGGAGGAAGUAAUGGUGGUCACUGCUACCUGGUUUUUACCUGAGUGCUGCUCGAAAGUUUAUAUAUAUUUACUCAUUUAUUGAGUGUAUAUCUGAUGGCCUUUCUGUAUUCCAUGUUUUGUUUUGGGUAUUUUGCUCUUGAGCUGCACUUUCCACAUUUUACACUUACGAUAAGCUCCUGCUCACACUCUGCAUAUUUAUAUGUCUUAUGUUGUUUGAAUGUGAUCUUUUGUUUGCUGUAGGGCUGUCACUGUAACGCAUUAAUUAGAUGAAUUAAUCACACUGCAAAUUAACACUUUAUAAAAUCAAAUCUAAGUUUAAUUAUAGCACACGAUUAAGUACAAUUCAAUGCAAAUUUAAUUGCGAGUUGCCCUAUUUAGAGGCAUGUAGAGGCUUUUAGUAUUGAUUAUGAAUUUCUGUAUUGAGUUAGCUUUAGCAUUUUAGAAUUUUUUUACUCUAUAUUUUUACUGCAUUUUUGAAUAAUGCACCAGCAAACAAAUUGGUUUGCUGGGAUGUGCUUGACCAUUUUCUUCUUUUGAAUUUCAACAAUGAAACACACUGAAAGUGUUAUUUGAGUUGCUUGAUUGGGCUUAGAAUUUAUUUUAGACAAGGUGCCCUGGCUUGGGUUUCAUUCAUCAUCAAUAAAAAUGUGGAUUUCCAAUCUUCUCUUCUCAGUAUUUUCAUUUGACGAGUCAUACACUAAUAUUCUGCAACAUCCUGGAAUUCAAAUUCUCUAUUUGGGGACCUAAAGCAGA
Salarias fasciatus (jewelled blenny) is the source of this 2312-nucleotide messenger RNA. Its product is annotated as arylamine N-acetyltransferase, pineal gland isozyme NAT-10-like. The record is from RefSeq and is a predicted model, not a curated record. Gene Ontology annotation, molecular function: arylamine N-acetyltransferase activity. Lineage: Eukaryota; Metazoa; Chordata; Actinopteri; Blenniiformes; Blenniidae. The transcript is spliced from 2 exons. Bases 93 to 965 code for a protein of 290 amino acids.